AUGGCAGAUGCAUUAAACCUAAGCCAGCUCCAGGAGCCUUUGGACCUCCCAUUCCCCGCAUCCACCAAGCAAGUCUCUGGAGACGUCAAAGGCAUUCCCACAAAUGUCACAGCCAUCAAAUUCAACGACAAGAUCCUGAUUACCAUAUCUCAGAAAGGCCGACUAGGUCAUUGGCUUCAUGUUCCACUGGAAAACAAGAAUCCAGGCACAGAAGGCCUUCAUACAAUCCCUGAUGCAGAGAAUGACGGCCUUCUUCCAAUGAGCAACUUGACAGCUACCUCAGUUCUCGGUGGUCGCGCGCCUGGUCAUGAGAUUGUUGGUCAGCUUUAUGCUCGUCAAAUCGCAAGUGCCAUUGUCACCAAGACACCGCAUGAAAAUCGUCUGCUUGUUGUUGGACUGGGGUUAGAAACAGCCGAGGCUGACCGCGACAUUUUCUUUGCCAUUGUCGAUCUUGUUCUCCAGUGCAUUUAG
Molecule: messenger RNA, 471 nt
Organism: Aspergillus calidoustus
Lineage: Eukaryota; Fungi; Ascomycota; Eurotiomycetes; Eurotiales; Aspergillaceae
Source: the annotation of a GenBank genome assembly